Pelobates fuscus (common spadefoot toad) is the source of this 8627-nucleotide messenger RNA. RefSeq names its product ArfGAP with coiled-coil, ankyrin repeat and PH domains 3 (gene ACAP3). The record is from RefSeq and is a predicted model, not a curated record. Gene Ontology annotation, cellular component: cytoplasm. The transcript has 24 exons. Gene Ontology annotation, molecular function: GTPase activator activity; protein binding. Bases 353 to 2845 code for a protein of 830 amino acids. Lineage: Eukaryota; Metazoa; Chordata; Amphibia; Anura; Pelobatidae.
GCUGCCUCUUGGUAGCCGGCAGUAGGAGUCCUGCACGCUCUGAGCCCGGGCAAGGAUCGCUGGCUGGCUCUCCCGGGGUACCCAGAGCCCCGCCGCCGGGACCUGACAGACGGCUUGUGGAUUGCUCGUGGAUCCCAGCUCGGAGGGAGGGUUACUUUAUUUCCUAUGCAACAGCCCCAUCAGCCGGUCCCCAUCUCCUGGAUCCUUGUGUAUCCCCUGCACAGCCCAUCCCAUCCCGGGGUCAGGCUCACCGGCCAGGCAUCCCCACACUGUGAUCUCUGGGGUCCUGCAGGGGAAGGGCUGGGGGGUCACCUUACCCAUUGCAAUGCACUGAGGACCAGGAGCUGCAAACAUGACGGUGGAUUUCGAAGAAUGCAUCAAGGAUUCCCCCCGUUUUCGGGCAACUAUAGAUGACGUGGAAACAGAUGUUGUGGAAAUUGAAGCCAAGCUUGACAAGUUGGUCAAACUAUGCAGUGGGAUGCUCGAAGCUGGCAAAACCUACCUUACAACUAACAAGCACUUUGUAAGCGGUAUCCGAGAUUUAUCGCAGCAGUGUAAGAAAGAUGAGAUGAUCUCGGAAUGUCUGGACAAAUUUGGGGACAGCCUUCAGGAAAUGGUGAACUACCACAUGAUCCUUUUUGAUCAGGCACAGCGGUCGGUGAGACAGCAAUUGCAUAUCUUUGUUAAAGAAGAUGUGCGAAAGUUCAAAGAGUCCAAGAAGCAGUUUGACAAAGUAAGAGAAGACCUGGACAUUGCACUGGUGAAAAACGCACAGGCCCCGCGCCACAAACCACACGAAGUGGAGGAAGCCACUGGCACCUUGACCAUUACACGGAAGUGCUUCCGGCACUUGGCAUUGGACUACGUAUUACAGAUCAACGUAUUGCAAGCCAAAAAGAAAUUUGAAAUUCUGGAUGCAAUGCUGUCAUUCAUGCACGCCCAGUAUACCUUCUUCCAGCAAGGAUACAGCCUUUUAAAUGAGCUUAAUCCCUACAUGAAGAAACUGGCGUCAGAGUUGGACCAGUUGGUAAUUGACUCUGCGGUGGAAAAACGAGAAAUGGAGCACAAACAUGCAACAAUUCAGCAAAGGACUCUUCUCCAGGAUUUCUCCUACGAUGAUUCUAAGGCCGAAUUCAAUGUUGAUGCUCCCAAUGGAGUUGUGAUGGAAGGAUACCUCUUCAAGAGGGCCAGCAAUGCAUUCAAAACGUGGAAUCGGCGAUGGUUCUCUAUCCAGAACAGCCAACUUGUUUACCAGAAGAAAUUGAAGGAUGUCCUGACCGUGGUGGUGGAGGAUUUAAGACUGUGUACGGUGAAGCCAUGUGAAGACAUUGAAAGGAGAUUUUGCUUUGAAGUCGUCUCACCCUCCAAGAGCUGUAUGCUUCAGGCUGACUCUGAGAAGCUUCGUCAAGCGUGGAUUCAAGCUGUCCAGGCCAGCAUCGCCUCUGCUUACAGGGAGACCCCAGAUAACUACUACAUAGAGAGGCUUGACAGAACGGCUUCCCCCUCCACAAGUAGCAUAGACUCAGCCAGUGAUUCACGCGAGCGCAACAUGAAAGGAGAGAGCAUCUUGCAACGGGUGCAGAGCAUUGCUGGCAAUGAUCAGUGCUGCGACUGUGGACAGACCGAUCCUCGAUGGGCCAGCAUCAACUUAGGGAUCACCCUUUGUAUUGAAUGCUCAGGCAUCCACAGGAGUCUUGGUGUUCACUGCUCGAAAGUUCGCUCCCUUACGUUAGAUUCCUGGGAACCAGAGCUAUUAAAGCUGAUGUGUGAAUUAGGAAAUAGUACCAUAAAUCAAAUCUAUGAGGCGAAAUGUGAGCACCUAGGUCUGAAAAAGCCAACGUCGGGAUGUUCUCGACAGGAAAAGGAAAUUUGGAUAAAAGCAAAGUACGUGGAGAAGAAGUUCUUGAAGAGGUUGGGCAGUGUUGAGGUGGAAAAUGAAAGAAAGCCUCAGAGAUGGAGUGUGAAAAAAUGUCAUCGUAACAACAGCACCACCAAAGUGCCCUCUGCCCGCAGGAAGUACCGACACGAGGGUGGAAAUGCCUCUCCAGCCAUGCUCUCCUCUGCUGCAACUUUGGAGCGCAAGUUCCGUCGGGAUUCUCUGUUUUGUCCAGAUGAGUUGGACUCACUCUUCUCCUACUUUGACACAGGGGCUGGCCCACGCAGUUUGAGCAGUGACAGUGGACUGGGGGGCAGCACGGAUGGCAGCAAUGAUAUUCUGGUUUUUGGCUCAGUAGUGGAUAGUGUCACGGAAGAAGAAUGUGAGAUCUCUGAAGACUCAAGUGGGGAGGCAGAGACUGAGCUGGAACCUUCUGAUCCAGAAGACUUUCGAGAGCUUCACCCAGGUCUCUUGUUGUAUAAAGCAUCUCGUGCAAGGAACCUACCAAUUAUGGCACAAGCUCUGGCCAAUGGGGCUAACGUAAAUUGGGUAAAUGAUGAGGAUGAAAGCAAAACCCCACUCAUCCAAGCUGUAAUAGGGGGUUCACUCAUAGCUUGUGAGUUCUUGCUGCAGAAUGGAGCCGAUGUCAACCAAAUCGACAUGAGAGGACGAGCGCCAAUCCAUCAUGCUACAUAUUUGGGACAUACUGGUCAGGUCUGUCUGUUCUUGAAGCGAGGAGCCAAUCAGCAUGCAGUAGAUGAAGAUGGACAGGAUCCCCUCAGCAUAUCUGUGCAAGCGGCAAAUGCAGACAUCGUUACCUUGUUGCGACUAGCUCGGAUGAACGAGGAGAUGAGGGAAGCAGAAGGACCAUUCGGCCAACCAGGUCAAUAUCCAAGCAACAGUCCUACUGAGCAACAGUACAGAAAGUGCAUCCAGGAAUUCAUCUGCCUUAAUAUAGAUGAGUGUUAGAGUCAAACAGGCAAACUCCCUCCUCUGGCUCUUGCUUGAAGGGGUGCAGCUGGUCUUUCCUUUGAACUUUUACAACACUAGUUUCUCUUGGCAUCCUUUUGGAGUCCUGCAUGGGGAUUGUCUUCUUCACCAGGGGAGGGAAGAAUUACAUGCGGACCAGGGGCACAACUAAACCAAAAUUUUGGAAGGGUCUGGACCAAUAUUAUUAUUUUUUUCUUUCCCCAACAAACAAAAGAUGUGAUAUCCGCAUAUUUUGUGUACUGUUCAGCACUUUUAUGAACUGUGAUUUAUUAUAAAUUUUUUAUGUUACCAAGUUUAGAGUGGGCACUAAGGCAACUGAAGCAUGUGUAUUGUCCAUAGCUCUGUUACCUCUCUAUUGCCUGGCUGUGUUUUUCCUUAGUGGUAUAAUGUUCACCUGAUUGCCAGCUGAACCUUAUCAAUGGUACUCGUAGACGUUCAGGGAGGACUGCUCAUUCCAAGGAACUGGUUCACACCAGCUUCUUAAGUUAUUGGGGGGGUGUUAAUGACUUGAUACAUUAAUAAUCUGUGCUGUAUGUAGCAGCCAGAAUCAGCCGCCUUCCACAAAUUAUUUUUGUGGAUCCCGGUGGGAGAGAGUGGAGAGGUCCAGAACAGGCAGUAUUGCUAUGUGGAGUCCUUAGAUACUCUCAUUGAAAGCACUUUUCUGUCUUGAGAGUGUUCGAUUCUUGGUGCUUUUUUAUGUGUUUUGUUAAGACACAAGAUCCUUCAGCUUCCCCCAACCUUCCACACCUAUUUUAUUCUUUCCGAUACCCCAUCACUGCCAGUAGCUGGCUGAAGAUGCAAGACCGAUAGAAAAACAGCAUAUUAAUACCUUGUGGUUCCAAAAAGGCUAUGUGAUUACUGUGCAACAGUUCUCCAUCCCUUACAUAAAAUAUCAGUGAACAGUCUUCAUAACCUUUCAAUUUAUUGAUACUUUUACUUCAGACGUGACAACAGUUGAUCUUCACUUUACCAGCUUUAGCCAUGUUGAUUACAAAAGAUUUAAACACUUAGUUUGAGCCCCAUGUUUUUCUAGGCAGUGCAAGUGUUGCUACAUCAGCAGCUCCAUUACAGUGAUGAAGGGGAUUAACGGGCCUGAGUAGAUCACCUCCACCUUCUAUGUGGAGAGAUUAAUGUGCACUAAUUAAGCUUGGGUCAUGCCACUACAUUAAACUAUAUCUUCAACUGAAGAGACACACUUGAGGUUUGCUCACGUCAGGAGUUGGGUAGAUCUAAUCAUUCACUAACAAAGGGAGAGUUGUAAAUCGAGGAACUACCACAUUUUUGGGAUGAAAUUAGGAUAGAGGCUUCCCCGGUGAAUUCUAUUGACAUAUCCAAUGCUAUGCAAUUCCAUUGUAUGAAGAGGUCAGGACAUCAGGAACACUGGAUGGACUGUUACAUAUCUGGGUAUUAAUCUUCAUCGAGACCUGAUCUUGUCACCAAGUAUUCCUCUUUAUAUUUGCUUAGACUGAGAAUUGUACAUACUCCACUCUUUUUAGUUUUUCACAUGGUGUUUGUCUUUAAGAUCACUACUUUUUUUUUCUUUCUUUAUCCUUUAAUCCCACCAGUCCUUUUAAAUUGGAGAUUGCCUGUUUUAUGAUCUCAGAUAAAUUUGUAUCACUAUAUUAGCCUCAUGACCUCUCCAAGCCUUAUUACUUGCAGAAUAAUAUGCACCUUAGAUCCACCGUACCUUCAUACUGAAGUUUGGGGUGGAGCAGGUAUUGAAACACCCCAUCAGAAAAGCACAGACAAACACAUCCAUUCUUUAAGAUAUAUACAAUAUAAUUCAGUUUCUAUUCGAAUUUUAUUGCUCCACUAUACAACAUGCAAUAAAUGUCUACUCGUAUAAGCACCAAAUAUUUAAUUAAGCAAGUGGAAAUGGCAGCCAUAUUUGUAUCAAUCUCCAAAGGCCUAUAAAAACACAAAGUAAGGAUUUCCAUAUCGUUUAAAAUGGCAAAAAGCAAAAACACACAUCGUAGGACUCAUGGAUAUAGUCACUAAGAAUUUUCAUAAGCACGUAGAGUGGACUACUGCAUUAUAAUAUCAAGAUCGCACAAAUGGACAAACAUAGGAUCAACUGAUUACUGCUCACCUUCCGUAAUCUCAAGCAGUAACAUAAGGACACCAAAACCAGUCAGCACUGCCAGAUAGAACUACAGGCUUCUCGUCCUAACUACAGACCAGCAGGACUCCCCCCAUGGGAGGUAUAAAAAAAGGUGCUAUCUUUAUUCGGAGGUCCAAUUGUAUGACCAUUUUACUUCAGUCCUCACCAGAAUUUUCUAUAAGGCGUUUACACUACAUCCUUCAAAUAAAUGCCUUUACAGCAGGUCAGAUGUAGAUAUGUAGGAAAAACUAGCUGUGAACUCAAUCAAGCUUCAAUCCUUGGCAUAGAAUUCCACCCCUUUUGUGGCAAGGAGGAAACAGAAUUUCGUUUUCUAUCCUCUGCAGUAGCGAAGGGUUUUUUUUAUUUUCUAUUUUCUCUCCUUGUAAAGGUUGUGUGUUUUAUGUAAAGAAUACAAUUAAAUGUGCACUUUUCCUCUUUCCAGUAUUGGAGAUACACACACAUAUAUGUAUAUUGUUUGUUUGCGUAAAUGUAAUUUUAUAAGUGAAUUUUUUUUGUACAGCUUAACCUAUUUUAUUUUUUUUUCUUUUCUUCAGAACAGCAAAAGUGUUUAUGUUUUGAUACUUAAUUUAUUUUAGUUUACGUAUUAGGACAGAGCAGUGCAAGCUGAUGGAAUAGAGUACAAACUUAAUUUAACCCCGUAAGACUGGUACAUUCUCUUUUUUUCUCUUUUUACAUUUUUUUCUUUUAAUACAACAAGCUUGUGAAACUCUUUGCAGUUUUACAUUCUCAACUAUAGUUUCUAUUGGCAAUGCUGUAACAUCUUUUGUUUAGUUUGUGUUUUUUUGGUUUUUUUAUGUAAAGGGUUCUUAUUUUAUACUUAGCAUGAAAAUCAGCAGAAUUCUGCGUUGCUCUGUUGUACUCGGAUUAAGAUAUUUAGCAAACAGUACAUCCUGCAAAUUCUAUGUAAAUGUAUUACCUACUAAAUAUUGUGAUUUAUGAGCAUGUGAAUGAAUGAGUGUUUGAUGAGAGUGUAUGAAUUUAUUAGUUUGUUUUUGUUUGCAAUGUCUUGGGUAUUUUUGUGUUUUUUGUUUAGUCAGAACAGGAUUUUUUGGUUUGGGGUAUAGGAAGUUUAUAACUAUUGGUUAUUUUUCAUACAAACGCUACAACUACCUUUUAUUUUUAUUUUUUCUGCCAAUCGAUUCUACAAAUAAAUAUAUAGGUAUCUUUACAUAGCUGCUAAGUAUUGCCUCUUAGAAUCGGGCUGUUAGUUUCAGCCAUACUAUUGCCAUCUUGUUAUCACACUUGUGAAUUUUUGUAUAAGCUCCAUCAAUUAGCAGGCACUGACAUUAUAAAUGACAACAUGAACUACUGGCCUGUGAAAUUAAAAUCCCAUUUUGUACCAAAGCUAUACAAAGAUGCCUUCAACAUUAUUUACAGUUACUGGCUUUGCUCAAAGACUUCCGUUUCAGCAUCGUUAUCCAAAAUCUAUUUAGAAAUAUCUAUUAUUUCUGUUAAUCAUUUAAAAAGGUAAUUGUGUUGAAUGAAAAUUUGCCAAGUUAGUUCUUAUCUCCACUAUUUUGAUCCUAAUUUAGGAAAUAGAGUUUCGGCUCACAGUUUACUGAUAGCAGUUAACGAGCAGUGUAAAAUUACUUUAUAGAAGGCACUACUUUUAAAUGUCCAUAUCCUACAGCAUUUUAUGAAUUGUUUACCCCACUAGGUUUUUAUUCUUUUGAAAGAAAAUUAUUUUUGCUCCCUAUCUUUCUCUUCCUUGUAGUUCUUUGUCCUUUACAGUAUCUUCUCUAACUCAAAUGUUCAAACCUGUCACACUUUAACCAGUCAGGGCUGCCCUUACACCAAGCACUACUGAAGUACCCGUGUUGUUUAAAAUACAGACACUCCUCCCAUUUCUACGACCCGGUUGUAGAACGAAUUGGUCGUUAAGUGAGGAGUUAAGGGAUUCCCUGCUCUUGUGCAUUCUUCUAUGUUCAGGGAAAUGUCCCUGAACAUAGACAAACACAACAGAGGAGGGAAUCCCUCUGAUCUACGUUCGGGUAAAUUUCCCCGAACAUAGGUUUAAGGGAUUCCUUGCUCUGGUGAGCAUGUCUGUGUUCAGGGACAUUUCCUCGAACAUAGAUGAAUGCACAAGAGCAGGGGAUCCCUCUAAUCUAUGCUCGGGGAAAUUUACCCGAACAUAGAUUAGAAGGAUUCCCUGCUCUGUUGCGUUCGUCUAUGUUUGGGGAAAUCUAUUUGUACCCUCUGGGUUGAAAGCGUAAAAAAUGUGGUUUCUUGGUGUCUAUGUCUGCUAAUUGAAAUUUCUAAUUUAAGGGUGCAAUAUCUGCGGGUGGAUUUAUUAAUGCACAAACUAAUAUUUAUGAGUUUGAAUUAUUCACAAGUUUAAAACUGGAGAGAAUGGAUUUACUCCAAGAAAACUUAUAUCAAUGUGACUUUUUUAAGGAUAAGUAGAGGAAUUUAAUCCAAAUCAUUGUUUUUUUUUGUGUUUUCUUUUUUUUAAAUCUCGCCCCUCAAAACCAAUAUUUUACUGCUAUGCCCAUCCAUUACAAUUAUGGGUCAACAAUCAGAACACAGUAGGUAAAUGUUAUCAUGUCUUGUAAAUGUGUUAACUCCUUGUAGUUAAAAGUGACAGCAAAUUUAUUUAGUUUUUAAAUAAAUUUUUCUGUACGUAAUUGGCAACCAAUGUAAUCAAACUUAUUGGUUGUGUUCUAAAUCACUUGGAGUUACACGACAGAAGUUGCUGAUCUCUGAUUACGGAUUAAAUGUUAAAUUGUCUGUGAGCUUAUCAUUUUUAGGGCAAUGGGUUUUACAAGGAAUAUAUGCCCAAGUAGUUACUAACAGAAAUGUGCAAAUCUGAGUGGUAUGACUUUUAACAGCCCAUGAGAUGAAAUCUAGCUACACGACUUGUUGGUAAAAUGGUUGCUUAUUCUAGAUGCGAGUGACUGAGUUGGACACAUGCUGGAAUUGUGAUGUUAUUCAGAAACAAAAUGGCCUCUUUUCUGUGAUGUCACAUCCUGUCCCUUGUAAACUCGUUCAGUGUUUUAAACGCUCCCAUUCUGGAGCACAGUGGGUGGAUCGGAGUCAUUCAAUCACAUUUUGAUAGCUCCGUUAAAGGUUUCAUCUCUCUGUUGGGAGCUGUGUGUCCAAUAUAACUUGGAAAAUUAAAGUAUAUACAUUUUCUGGCUACAAGCUUGAGCUACAUCAACAUGUAAGGCAUUUGAAUUUAAUGCUAAUGACGGUCUUCUAUAAGAGAGUGGUAUAUCUUACCUUAUGGUAUAUCGCUUCAAAGAGAAAAGUCAGGGAACGAUAGACGCAUGAUGAAUUUUAAAGCUGCACAAUUAUGACAAAUCCCUCUUGCUGUAUAUAGCCUGAUGCAUUCUGUACUCUUCACUUUCUGCUUACACCUCCAUUGUACUCUUUCUUUCAUGCUUGUUCAACCUGUAGAUGUUAUCUGUGAAUAUUGUAUGUCAUUUUCGCUGUGUUCCUAGCCUCCUGUUUCCAGAUGGGGACAAUGUGACUCACUGCAGUUCCCUUGGCAACAAAGGGGCUUAAUUUAAUGCAAUGGUGUAUGGUAUGUGGUGUACAUCUACACACUAUAUAUCACACACAGUCACACAAUCCCGAUGUUUUUACUCCUUCAAUCUGUCUUUAUAAGGACUGUUAAUAAAAAUAUACUCCAACUCUUAA